AGAAGAAGUGAGCAGCUCCCGUUCCUCGCGCACAUUGACAGGAUCUUAAAGAGGAACAUCUGGACAUCCCCUCUCCCCUUCCCAUUAUGGCCGACUCCAUGGAUAUAGAUGACUCUCUGUACAGUCGGCAGCGGUAUGUGCUGGGGGACAGUGCUAUGCACCAGAUGGCCCAGUCCACAGUGUUUGUCAGUGGAAUGGGAGCACUUGGAGUGGAAAUAGCAAAAAACAUUGUUCUGGCAGGAGUGAAGGCAGUCACUCUUCAUGACAGUAAGCGAUGUGAAGUUUGGGAUCUGGGCACCAACUUCUUCAUCAGAGAAGAGGAUGUGAAUAACCAGAAGAAAAGGGUGGAAGCUGUACAUUCACGAGUGGCAGAGUUAAACCCAUAUGUUCAGGUCACUAUGUCCACUGAUGUCCUGGAUGAAAGCACUGACCUCAGUUUCCUGAAGAGAUACCAGUGUGUAGUGUUAACGGAAACAAAGCUGAGCCUACAGAAACAAAUCAACAAUUUCUGUCACACUCACCAGCCUCCUAUUAAGUUCAUUGGCUGUGAUGUGUUUGGGAUCUGCUCGCGGGUGUUCUGUGAUUUCGGAGAGACGUUUGAGGUGUCCGACCCUACAGGAGAAGAAUCGAAAGAAAUUUUUAUCCAAAACAUCAGCCAGGGGAGUCCUGGUGUUGUGACGUGUAUGGACAGCCGAACACACGGCCUCCAGACGGGACAAAGUGUCUGUUUGAAAGAGAUCAACGGCAUGACUGAACUCAAUGGUACCAUGCACCAGAUUACAGUUCUGUCUCCCUAUAGCUUUGCGAUCGGAGACACUUCAUCAUUCCAGCCAUAUACUCACGGAGGAUUCUUCCGCUUGGUCAAGAUCCCCAAAAGCUUCAGCUUUGAGAAGAUGGAGCAACAGUUAUCUGAUCCUCGGCUCCUUACUCCAGACUUCAGCAAACCAGAGGUCCCUCUACAGCUCCAUGUGAUCAUGCUAGCUUUGGAUGCUUUCCUGGAACAGCAUGCUAGACUGCCCAACAUUGGUUGUUUGCAGGAUUCAGAACUGCUUCUGAAAUAUACAGAUGAGAUGAGUAAAACACUUAAAAACAAGGUAUGCAUAAAUCAGGAUCUGGUGAGGUGCGUGUCGCGCUGUGCCAGAGGCUCUUUGUUUCCUCUAGCAGCGGCAGUGGGGGGCAUCGCUAGUCAGGAGGUUUUAAAGGCUCUCACUGGGAAGUUUUCCCCUCUUCAACAAUGGUUUUAUCUGGAUGCGUUAGAGGUUGUACAGCCCCUCCAGUCUCUUCCUGCUGAGGAAUUUUCCCCAAGGGGUGACCGGUAUGAUGCAUUGCGGGCAUGUAUUGGCCAGUCGCUGUGUUUGAAACUGCACAAGUUUCAAGUCUUUAUGGUGGGCUGUGGUGCUAUUGGCUGUGAGAUGCUGAAGAAUUUGGCACUCCUGGGUGUGGGAUUGAGCAGAUUUUCAGGAGAGAUUUGCAUUACGGAUCCAGAUUUGAUUGAAAAAUCCAACCUCAACCGGCAGUUUCUCUUCAGACCACACCAUAUACAGAAACCCAAAAGCACUACAGCAGCAGAAGCUUCAUUAGAAAUAAACCCAGAGCUGCAAAUACACGCUCAUCUUCAUAAAGUGUGUCCUGCUACAGAGGACAUUUAUAGUGAUGACUUCUUCUCCCGUCUCAAUGUGGUGGUCACCGCACUGGACAAUGUGGAGGCACGGAGAUACGUGGACAGUCGGAGUGUAUCCAAUCAGAAAGCUCUGUUAGACUCGGGCACAAUGGGUACGAAAGGGCAUACUGAGAUCAUCGUCCCAAACCUCACCGAGUCCUACAACAGCCAUAGAGACCCACCAGAGGAGGAGAUUCCAUUUUGCACUCUAAAGUCUUUUCCUGCUGUUACUGAACACACCAUACAGUGGGCCAGAGACAAGUUUGAGAGUGCUUUCGCCCACAAGCCCUCAAUGUACAACAUGUUCUGGCAGAGUCACUCAUCAGCUCAGGCUGUUCUACAGAGGAUGAUGGGUGGAGAGAGCAUGGAAGGAUCAUUUCAGGUCAUUAAGUUGUUGAGUCGGAGACCUACUCAAUGGGAUCACUGUCUAACUCUUGCUCGACUCAAAUUCGACAAAUACUUCAAAAGAAAGGCAUUACAACUACUGCACUCAUUUCCACUGGACACACGACUAAAAGAUGGCAGUCUGUUCUGGCAGUCUCCGAAACGGCCACCUUCUCCUAUAGACUUUGACCUCAGUGACCCUCUGCAUUUUGGUUUUGUUGUCAGCGCAGCUCGCCUUUUUGCUGGAAUUUAUAAUAUUCCAUACUCAGAAGAGCAACUUUCCUAUGAGGAUGUCUCCAGAGUUUUAGCUGAAGUGGAUGUUCCUGAAUACAAACCAGCUGAAAAGCAUAUAGAGACUGAUGAGACUGUUAAAAAGCCAGAUCAGUUGAAAAUUACAGUCAGCAGUGAGGAGGAAAGAGAAGCGAUUUCACAGCUACAAGAGACCAUCAACUCCAACUUUGUAACACCUGAGAGACUACGUAUGACUCCGCUGUUCUUUGAAAAGGACGACGACACAAACGGACACAUGGAUUUUGUAGCAUCAGCGUCAGCUCUGCGAGCUCGUAUGUACGCCAUCGAAGCCGCUGACCGACUACAAACCAAACGAAUAGCUGGCAAAAUCAUCCCAGCCAUCGCUACAUCUACAGCUGCUGUCGCUGGACUGGUGUCAAUGGAGUUGAUCAAAAUUGCUGGAGGUUAUGGAUUCGAGUUGUUUAAAAACUGUUUCUUCAAUCUGGCCAUUCCAGUCGUGGUUCUCACAGAAACAGCUCAGGUCAAGAGAACACAGAUCAGAGAUGAUAUUUCAUUUUCUAUCUGGGAUCGUUGGACCAUCUUCGGUCAUGAGGACUUCACUUUAUCUGAUUUUAUGAGCGCAGUAAGGGAGAAAUAUGGGAUUGAGCCCAUUAUGGUUGUCCAUGGAGUGAAGAUGCUGUAUGUGCCAGUUAUGCCAGGCCACAACAAAAGGCUCAAACUAACAAUGCAUAAACUGAUCAAACCUUCAUCAGGAAGGAAAUAUGUUGACCUGACCGUAUCGUUUGCCCCUGAGGUGGAUGGUGAUGAAGAUCUGCCCGGUCCUCCAGUGCGAUAUUACUUCAGUCGAGAAAACGAAAGCGGCGAGACAGCCUGACACACACACACAAACACAAAACUCAACAAACACACAAACACUCUUCUCUCUUGCCCUGUGGACCACAAGUGAAGUAGCACUUGAUCAGACUCAGUGUACAUAGUAAAUUUUUGUUUUCUACUGGUUUAUUAUUUUAUUGCACAGCAUUGCCUGUGCAGAUGCCUUAAGAUAAUUCUAUUGUACUUCAAUGUGGCAACAAUGACUAAUAUUAACGCUCUUAAGAGUAAAACAAAAAGAAAGUGUUUACACGACUUUCCCCAGGGCUUAAAGGAACACUCCAUUUUUUUUGGAAACAGGCUCAUUUUAUAAGUCACCCAGAGGUAAACAGUUUUAUAAUUUUUAAUCUAUUCAGCUUAUCUGACAGGAGCCAUUUUAGCUUAGCUUAGCAUAAAUCAUUUAAUCAGAUUAGACCAUUAGCAUCUCACUUCAAAAUGACCGAAGACUUUUGAUAAUUUUGCUAUUUAAAGCUUGACACUUUUGUUACAUCGUGUACUAAGAUUGACGGAAAAUAAAAAGUUGAGAUUUUCUAGGCUGAUAUGGCCAGGAACUAUACUCUCAUUCAUCCAUAACAAUCAAGGAACUUUGAUGCCAUACCAUGGCUCCAACAGGCACAAUGAUAUUACACAACACCUAAAAUUAGAUACUAGGUAACUAUGUAACAGCGCUGCAUAAUAUUGUUGUGCCUGCUUCAGCCAUGGUACGGCAGCAAAGAUCCUUGAAUGUUACUCAUGAAUGAGAGUAUUUGUCCAUGCCUAGAACAUACCAACUUUUCAUUUUUUGCCAGUCUUAUUACACAAUGAAUCUAGAUCAGGGGUGUCCAAACUCGGUCCUGGAGGGCCGAUGUCCUGCUGAGUUUAGCUCCAACUUGCUUCAAGACACUGGCCAGGAAGUUUUUAGUAUAUACAAUAAAAGCUUGAUUAGCUGGUUCAGGUGUGUUUGAUUAGGGUUGGAGCUAAACUCUCCAGGACACCAGCCCUCUAGGACCGAAUUUGGACAUUCCUGAACUAGAGAGUCAAGCUUUAAAUAUCAAAAAAACUCUUUUUUGAUAUUUUUUUGAGUGAUGUGCUAAUGGUCUAAUCUGAUUCAAUGAUUUAUGCUAAGCUAAGCUAAAAGUGCACCUGCCAAAGAGAUGUAGAUUGGCAGAAUUUAUUAAAAAAUUGUCUAAAAUGUCUAGGUGACUUCUAAAAUGAGUCUAUGUCUACAAGAAAAAAACGUGGAGUGUUCUUUAAUAUUGUUAGUCUAAAAGUCAAUAGAGGGCUUGUAAGAGACGAGGAUUUAUCAUGAAUAAGCGGUUAUUUAUUUGCACAUAUUUUGGGAGGAUUUUGAGGUUUGAGAGGUUGUCAGUCACUGUAAGCAACAUAAACACCAAAGAUUUUGCUUCUGGUUUCAAAUAUUCAUCACCGGCUUUCAGCAGCUCUUCACGAAUGGUUUCCCCUGAAUGAGGCUGUCAGGUCUUUUGUGAUCUUAGCUGUCAGUGAAGACAGACGAGGUAAAGAAUAUCACCUCUCUUGUUACGCCUACAAUGAUGGUCAUAAUUCAUUAUUACCACUAGAGGGUGCUAUAAGUAACAGUAUCGCUUUCUCAUCUGCUACUAUCCACUGUUUUAACGGGUUAAGUACAUGAACGUCAAGGAGGAGAAUCUGAAUGAUAAAUUCUACAUAACUCAUCUCCCAUAUGUCAGUGUAUAUUCAUAUCACAAUUCCAAUCUGCAUGUGGACACAAUUAACAGGUUUUUCACAAGUUUCACGUUGCAUUUGUAGUCUUGUUAAAUGUCAUUGAGUCGUCCUAAAGUGUCCUUUAGGCAGUUGGCUGUUGCUUAGCACACUCGUUAUUGGCAGCACUAAUUAGAAAUCACAGCUAACCGGAUAAUGUGGUUUGAGCUUACAGUGGAGAUGUUUGAAAGCAUAAUGAAGAGGAAAAAUAGAGAAAGGUUUCUGAUUUGAUCCCUUUAAAAUGACCUUCAGUUGCACAGACUUCCCUCUAAUGAUGUCCUACUGUUUAUAUGAUAUCUGAUGAUACCUACAGGAGAUAAAUCAGUGAUUGGAACACGCAUAAUGUCAUUGUGACUAAAGUAAACUACAAGAGUCCCAAUAAAUCAAAAAUUCAAAUCAAA
Molecule: messenger RNA, 5283 nt
Organism: Danio aesculapii
Lineage: Eukaryota; Metazoa; Chordata; Actinopteri; Cypriniformes; Danionidae
Gene: uba6
Product: ubiquitin like modifier activating enzyme 6
Exons: 33
Coding region: 87-3170 (1027 amino acids)
Biological process (GO): protein sumoylation
Cellular component (GO): cytoplasm; SUMO activating enzyme complex
Molecular function (GO): SUMO activating enzyme activity
Source: RefSeq, a predicted model, not a curated record